Cololabis saira (Pacific saury) is the source of this 5053-nucleotide messenger RNA. RefSeq names its product 5-methyltetrahydrofolate-homocysteine methyltransferase (gene mtr). The transcript has 33 exons. Gene Ontology annotation, biological process: pteridine-containing compound metabolic process. Gene Ontology annotation, molecular function: methionine synthase activity; cobalamin binding; zinc ion binding. Lineage: Eukaryota; Metazoa; Chordata; Actinopteri; Beloniformes; Belonidae. The record is from RefSeq and is a predicted model, not a curated record. The coding region runs from base 162 to 3968 and encodes 1268 amino acids.
GUUUACCAGCGAGCUUCAGGAGACACGAGAAAGUGACGGGAAAAGUUCCAGGAUUCGUGUUUUUGCGGUUCGGACGGGCUGCCGGGCUGAUAUCCAGGUCCCCCGGACCCCCCUGGACCCCACCAGGGACCCCCAGGGGCCCCCGGGGCCCCCAGCGCCUCAUGGCCCCCACCAACGUCUGCAACCAGCUCCCUGCAGCAGCAGCAUGCAGCAGUGCCGUGGAGGCGGAGCUCCGGUCGUUGCUGCAGCAGAGGAUCCUGGUCCUGGACGGGGGCAUGGGGACCCGGAUCCAGCAGCAGGACCUGCAGGAGCACGACUUCCGGGGCCACGAGUUCCGGGGCCACCGGCGGCCCCUGAAGGGCAACAACGACCUGCUGAGCCUCACCAGGCCCGAGCUCGUCUACCAGAUACACAAGGAGUACCUGGAAGCCGGAGCCGACAUCAUCGAGACCAACACGUUCAGCAGCAGCUCGGUGGCUCAGGCCGACUACGGACUGGAACUGCUGGCCUAUCGCCUCAACAGGAAGUCGGCGGAGCUGGCGAGGAAAGCAGCCGACGACGUCGCCAAGCAGGACGGUCGUAAACGCUACGUAGCCGGAGCUCUCGGUCCGACCAACAAAACUCUGUCAGUGUCGCCGUCGGUGGACCGACCGGACCUGCGGAACAUCACGUUCGACCAGCUCGUAGAGGCGUAUUCCGAUCAGGUCCGGGGUUUACUGGACGGAGGAGUCGACAUCCUGCUGGUGGAAACCGUCUUUGACACGGCAAACGCUAAGGCGGCCUUGUUCGCCAUCGACCUGCUGUUUGAGAAGAGCUACGAGAGAAGGCCCAUAUUUAUCUCGGGAACCAUCGUGGACCGGAGCGGCAGGACUCUGUCCGGCCAGACGGGGGAGGCCUUCGUUGUGAGUCUUUCUCACGCGAAGCCGCUGUGCGUGGGGCUGAACUGCGCUCUGGGGGCGACGGAGAUGAGGCCGUUCAUCGAGGCCAUCGGUCAAUGCACCACAGCUUUCGUUAUCUGUUACCCAAACGCAGGUCUCCCCAACACGUUCGGAGGUUACGAUGAAACUCCUCAAGUCACAGCCUCCCAUUUAAAGGAGUUUGCCUUGGACGGACUGGUGAACAUUGUGGGGGGAUGUUGUGGAACCACGCCUGAGCAUAUUAGAUCCAUCUCUGAAGCCGUGAAACACGUCCAGCCCAGAGUUCCUGCUGCUGCCGUUAACCAGGACCACCUGCUGCUUUCAGGUCUGGAACCGUUCCGGAUCGGUCCCUACACCAACUUCGUGAACAUUGGCGAGCGCUGCAACGUGGCCGGAUCUAGGAGGUUCUCCAAGCUGGUGCUGGCGGGUCACUACGAGGAGGCCCUGAGCGUGGCCAAGGCCCAGGUCCAGAUGGGGGCUCAGGUUCUGGACAUCAACAUGGACGAGGGUCUGCUGGACGGACCGGCCGCCAUGGCCCGGUUCUGCAGGCUGGUCGGGUCGGAGCCCGACAUCGCCCGGGUCCCCCUCUGCAUCGACUCGUCCAGCUUCGCGGUGAUAGAGGCGGGGCUAAAGUGCUGCCAGGGCAAGUGCAUCGUCAACAGCAUCAGCCUGAAGGACGGAGAGCACGACUUCCUGUUCCGCGCCGCGACUGUGAAGCGCUACGGCGCCGCCGUGGUGGUGAUGGCCUUCGACGAGGAGGGGCAGGCCACGGACGUCGACCGGAAGGUGCAGAUCUGCCGCCGCGCCUACGAGCUGCUGGUUAGCCGGGUCGGGUUCGACCCCAACGACAUCAUCUUCGACCCGAACAUCCUGACGAUCGGCACCGGCAUGGACGAGCACAGCGACUACGCCGUGCACUUCCUCCGCGCCACCAGGCUCAUUAAGGAGACGUUACCCGGAGCCAGAGUUAGCGGCGGUUUGUCCAACCUGUCGUUCUCCUUCAGAGGGAUGGAAACCAUCAGGGAGGCCCUGCACGCCGCCUUCCUGUACCACGCUAUCAAGGACGGCAUGGACAUGGGCAUCGUGAACGCCGGGAACCUGCCGGUUUACGACGACAUCGAUAAGGAGCUGCUGCUAAUGUGUGAAAACCUGAUCUGGAACCGCGACGCCGACGCUACCGAGAAGCUGCUAGCCUACGCGCAGAACCACGUGGACGGAGGGAAGAAGGUUGUCCAGACGGACGAGUGGAGGGAAGCCGGAGUGGAGGAGCGACUGGAGUACGCGCUGGUCAAGGGCAUAGACCAGUUCGUGGUGCAGGACGUGGAGGAAUGCCGGUCUCUGAUUGGUCGAUACCGACGGCCGCUCCACAUCAUCGAGGGCCCGUUGAUGAACGGCAUGAAGGUGGUGGGAGAUUUAUUCGGAGCCGGGAAGAUGUUCCUGCCGCAGGUGAUCAAGUCGGCCCGCGUCAUGAAGAAAGCCGUGGGCUACCUGGUUCCCUUCAUGGAGAAGGAGAGAGCAGAGAUGAUGGAGGCGUCGGGAUCGGUGGAGGAAAUCGACCCCUACCAGGGGACGGUCGUCCUGGCGACGGUGAAGGGAGACGUCCACGACAUCGGGAAGAACAUCGUGGGAGUCGUGCUGGGAUGUAACAACUACAGGGUCAUUGAUCUGGGCGUCAUGGUAACCAGCGACCAGAUUCUCCGAGCUGCCGUCACUCAGAAGGCUGACGUGGUCGGCCUCUCAGGUCUCAUCACUCCAUCGUUGGACGAGAUGAUCCACGUGGCCAAAGAGAUGGAGAGAAUCGGGAUGAGAAUCCCCCUGUUGAUCGGGGGGGCCACCACGUCCAGGAUCCACACGGCGGUGAGAAUCGCUCCGCGCUACAACCAUCCGGUGAUCCACGUCCUGGACGCCUCACGCAGCGUCGUGGUGGUCCAGCAGCUCCUGGACGAGUCUCUAAAGGAGGAUUACUGUGAGGAGGUGAAGGACGAGUACGAGGAGAUCCGGCAGGAAUACUACGACUCCCUGAAGGACCGGCGCUACGUCUCCCUCUCCGAGGCCCGACAGAAGAAUCUGCAGGUGGACUGGCCGUCGCAGUGUCCGCCCCGACCAGGGUUCCUGGGAACUCGGGUUCUGGAGAACCAGGACCUGACGGAGCUGCUGGAUUUCAUUGACUGGAAGCCGUUCUUCGACGUCUGGCAGCUCCGGGGGAAAUACCCGAACCGGGGAUUCCCCAAGAUCUUCAGGGACCGGACCGUAGGUCCAGAAGCCCGCCGGCUCUUCGACGAGGCCCAGCAGCUUCUGAACCGGGUCAUCCAGGACCGGAGUCUGGAGGCCCGGGGCCUGCUGGGGUUCUGGAGAGCCCAGAGUGACGGAGACGACAUCCGGGUCUACGAGGACGACGCCGCGGCCGAGAGACGAGACGAGCCGGUGGAAACGUUCCACGGACUCCGGCAGCAGGCGGAGAAGGACGGGUCCGGCCCGGACCGACACCUCUGCCUGUCCGACUUCGUGGCUCCGCUGGAAUCGGGCGUUCCGGACUUCGUAGGAAUGUUCGCCGUCGGCGUGUUCGGAGCCGACGAGCUGAGCAGAACCUUCCAGGACCGAGGAGACGACUACAGCAGCAUCAUGAUCAAAGCCCUGGCCGACCGGCUAGCUGAGGCGUUUGCCGAGCAGCUUCACGCCCGGGUGCGUAAGGAGUUCUGGGGCUACAGUUCUGACGAGGCCCUGCAGGCCUCGGACCUACACCGGGUCCGGUACCAGGGAAUCCGGCCGGCGGCCGGCUACCCGAGCCAACCAGACCACACGGAGAAGCUGACCAUGUGGAGGCUGGCCGGCGUAGAGGAGAAGACGGGCAUCACCCUGACUGAGUCUCUAGCGAUGACUCCGGCCUCAUCCGUGUCAGGACUUUAUUUCUCCAACUCUCAGGCCUCGUAUUUCUCUGUGGGGAAAAUCACCAGAGAGCAGGUGGACGACUACGCCAGAAGAAAAGACAUGAGCGUAUCGGAGGUGGAGAAGUGGCUAGCUCCAAUCCUGAGCUACGACCGCGACGAGUAGCGGAAACUCACCAGUGGAUCACCAGUAGAUCACCUGUGGAUCGCCGGUAGAUCACCAGUAGAUCACCCGUAUACCACCUAUAAAACGCCAGUAUAUCACCAGUAGAUCACAUGUGGAUCGCCGGUAGAUAACCAAUGGAUCACCAGUAGAUCACAUUUGUAUCGCCGGUAGAUCACUAGUGGAUCACCAGUAGAUCACCCGUAUAUCACCUAUAAAACGCCAGUAGAUCACCAGUGGAUCACCAAUGGAUCACCAAUGAAUCACCUGUGGAGACUCUUAUGUCUCUGGUCGUCACCUGCUGCACCUGAUUGUCGGUCCAGGCGACCAGAACUCCUUUUUAAAAGAUUUUUACAAUCAAAGGUUUUUAGAGUUUUUUUUCUUGCGUGGUUUUUGUGAAAUCGUUCGAUCGAAGGAUUAAUUUUGGGAGAUUUUCGUUACCUGGAUGAAGUAUUUGAACCACUACCCACUAUGCACCCUGCUCACCCUCACUGUGACAUCAUCAGCAUGUGGAGAACUGGCUCAAGGGGGCGGCGGCUUCAAGAGGGCAUUAUUCCAGCGGCUUCAAGAGGGCAUUAUUCCAGCGGCUUCAAGAGGGCAUUAUUCCAGCGGCUUCAAGAGGGCAUUAUUCCAGCGGCUUCAAGAGGGCAUUAUUCCAGCGGCUUCAAGAGGGCAUUAUUCCAGCGGCUUCAAGAGGGCAUUAUUCCAGCGGCUUCAAGAGGGCAUUAUUCCAGCGGCUUCAAGAGGGCAUUAUUCCAGCGGCUUCAAGAGGGCAUUAUUCCAGCGGCUUCAAGAGGGCAUUAUUCCAGCGGCUUCAAGAGGGCAUUAUUCCAGCGGAGGCUCCAGCUUUGUAACGUUGGUCUCGGCGCUUUGGAGGAUUUUUGGUGCCAAAAUUAAAUAAAUAAAUACAUCAUUCAUUAAUUAAUUAAAAUGGGAAUGAAAUAUAUCAUUAAUUAAGUAAAUGUGUCAUUAAUUAACUAAAAUUAGUAUUAAACAUGUCAUUAAUGAAUUAAAAUACAAUUCAUUUUAAGUAAAAAAAAUAUUUAAUUAUUUCAGUAUUUAUUUAAUUAUUUCAGCAUUUAAUUAAU